This is a messenger RNA of Syngnathus typhle (broad-nosed pipefish), 2368 nucleotides long. RefSeq names its product MKKS centrosomal shuttling protein (gene mkks). Gene Ontology annotation, molecular function: ATP binding. Bases 92 to 1792 code for a protein of 566 amino acids. Gene Ontology annotation, cellular component: cytoplasm; kinociliary basal body; nucleus. NCBI's taxonomy places the organism in Eukaryota, Metazoa, Chordata, Actinopteri, Syngnathiformes, Syngnathidae. The transcript has 4 exons. Gene Ontology annotation, biological process: developmental process; intracellular transport; cilium assembly. The record is from RefSeq and is a predicted model, not a curated record.
UUUUUAAACUCUGCAUCUUAGUCAACCAAUUCAUCCGCAAGAACCACAUUUUCCCAAUUUGGUGUUCAAAUGAACAUUUAAGGGAAAUGCGAUGUCUCGACUCGUUAAGAAAUCCCCAGCGCUUUGCACGGAUCAACCAUUGGAAAACAGUGACAUUUUGAACAAGCUUCAUCUUUUGGGUCAGCUUCUCAAAUCUUGUUAUGGUCCCUUGGGUAGACUGAAACACAUUCAUAACAACAUCGGAGGGCAAAUUGUGACCACCUCAACAUCAUCAGUGCUACUUCCAGCCAUUUAUUCAUCAACACCGUUACUAAAUCUAAUCUUAGCCUCUGUUCGCAGCCACAUAUCUCGUUUUAGUGACUGCGGGUUGUUUGCAGCUAUACUUUGUGUGACUCUUAUUGAAAAAGUCAAACUGUCUGGUCUAGGACAAAAUGAAGCUGUCAGGAUAAAUAAACACCUUUUGGGUCUGUGUACCGAUUACCUUCACCAAGAAGCGUGUGGUUGUAAAGUGAAGCUCGACUUUUGCAAUAGCCAAAACUUAAUCAAGUUGGCUGACAGUAUUCUCUGCAGCAAACCAGCCAGUAUGCUAACAGAGUAUGAAGCAUUUCACAUCAGCAAGUUGGCAGUGCAAGCCUUUUUACUAACUGUACCGUCUAACAGCUCUGGUACAGUAACUCUGGGCAAGACAGUAAUUGUGUCCAUUGAGGGUGUUUCUGUAAUGGAAUCUGCAGUGUUUCCAGGAUUAUUAAUUGACAUUCCAGAUGGUUUUGAGAGCUUGGAGUUGAUGACUCAACCAUGCGAACCACUCCGUGUGGUAUUGUUCAGCACAUCCCUUGCGGGUGACCUUUCUGAAAUAGGAGAUGGACCGAUUGAGGUCCAAUACGGCGUUGACAUGGAAUCUCAGAUCCUGGAUCACCUCCUCGAUAUGGCCAAACAGGCAUUGAAAGAUGAUGUGAAGCUAUGUGUUUGUCAGAAGGUUAUCCAUCCAGUUCUGCAGCAAUACCUAAGGAGUCACGGCAUCAUAGUCGUGGAGAGGGUGGGAAUCAAUCUCAUGGAGCCGCUUACUCAACUCACAGGGGCUCAACCUGUCGCAACAUUACACACGACAAUCCCACACAAGGCCUACGGAAAAGUGAGGAAUGUAACCUCAAGACAUUUUGGAUCCAAGACUAUGCUGCAUUUAUAUCCUGCUGAGGAGUCUGUGAUUUGUACCACAGUCCUCUGUCACAGGAAUGAGACCGUGUUAAAUGAAUUGAAGGUGGCAUUUCAGAAGACGGAACACGUGCUACGACUUACCCUGAGGGAACCGUUUGCUUUACUUGGAGGCGGGUGCACUGAGACCCACUUAGCUGCUUACAUCAGACAUCAAUGUGCCGCCACAUCAAGCGCAUCAGUGUUAGGUUGCCUGCAAACGGAGUACCUUCUCGGCGUGGAGGCUUUCUGCAGCUCUCUUGAGUCGGUGGCUGCAGCACUACAGCAUGACACUCGGGAUUCUCUCAUUGAUCUGACUUUUGCUCACCACUGGACUCUUCCAAAAGAUGUGACACAAGAGGACAUUGAGAGUUUAGACAGCAAGUGUGGCUGUGGGCUGAUGAAGAGUAACCAGACUAAGAAGUGGUGUCACUUGAAUACUAAAUAUGCAGUCUUCUCACCUGCAUGCUUGUCUCAAGAUGGAGCUGUUCAUGUAGAUGUGAUUGACUCCUUCACAGCAAAACUAAAUGCUUUACAAGUCGCUAUAGAAACUGCAAAUAUUGUCCUCGAUAUACGAUAUACAAUACAAGAUAUGAACUGACGAAAAAUAUUAAGAGUGGUUAGGGUUAGGGUUGUAAACAAAGGGUUGUAAACAAAGGGUUUUUCACGCUCUUUGAAGACAUUGGCCUUGUGAAAAAAACGCUGUCAGCAACAUCAUCUUAAUUGUACUAUUAAUGUAAUGCAUAACAUUAUGGUCAAUGUUGUUUUAAAUAGGUUUGGAGUUUACUUUUUCAAACAAAGGGGAGUUUAUUAGGUGCAAUUGCCUAAUCUACAGUAAAACCUCCCGGGUACUUGAACUUCCUGUUGAAGGAGAGGAAUCACACACAAAAAUAAAAAACUUUGAAUAUAUAGAAGCUUAGAAAUCAAUUGCUGAGGAGCAGCACAGUCAGUGACUUACAGUAUCCUGGUAGGACUUUUUUUUCCUUAAGUAAUUUGAGGUUCCAUUGUCUACUUUAAAGCGUAAGCAGAAUGUUCUUUGUAUCCUGUCUUUAUGUUCUAUCAUCUUUGAUAUCUGCAUUUCAUCAGUUUACAUAUUUUGAGCAGUACUGUCACUUAUUUCAUUUGGAUUUAUAAGUGUAUAUAAGGAAAUACAAGACAACAUACUUGCUUUUCAGUA